Molecule: messenger RNA, 2166 nt
Organism: Aspergillus homomorphus CBS 101889
Lineage: Eukaryota; Fungi; Ascomycota; Eurotiomycetes; Eurotiales; Aspergillaceae
Product: NADPH cytochrome P450 oxidoreductase family protein
Exons: 5
Coding region: 1-2166 (721 amino acids)
Cellular component (GO): cytosol
Molecular function (GO): FMN binding; flavin adenine dinucleotide binding; NADPH-hemoprotein reductase activity
Source: RefSeq, a predicted model, not a curated record
AUGAUUUGCAAGGGCUUCCCCGUGGGGGAUGGUGAAGAAAGUUUGAAGGAGAAAGCAACCAAGAUAGGAAUUAUCGAAGUUCUCGACUGCACUUGGCACUGGGCAAUGAACAAGAGUACCUACCUGGUUAAUGCCCCAUGGCGUCUUUCGCCCGAAGCCUUGCAACAGCUGGCCAGGCAAUUGGCACCCACGGGGACCGCUGACUAUGAUGCCCUGAUGAUCCUGUCUAUGGUAGCUGCUACCUACCUAUCUCGCGGUAUACUUUGGGAUCAGCCCGUUCCCUACCGGCACCUGCUCUAUGAGCGUCCUCAGUUGAAGAUGGGCGGUGCAUCUGGUGCCCAUGCUCAUCAAGAGACGCGCAACAUUGCCCAGAAGCUCGUUGAGGCAGAGAAGAAUAUUGUCAUCUGUUGGGGCUCCCAGUCCGGCACUGAAGAGGGAUUUGCCCAUCGACUAGCACGCGAGAUUGGCUUGCGCUUUCAGCAAACCAUCAUGACAGCAGAUCUGUCGGAUUACGACCCAGACUCGAUCUGUGCCAUCCCAGAGACCAAGUUAGCCAUAUUUCUCCUAUCCAGAUAUGGAGGGGGCGACCCUAGCGACAACACAGCCGAAUUCUGGGACUGGGUUCAGAAGGCCCCCGAGGGGUCAUUGACCAAUCUCCGCUACUGCGCCUUCGGUCUGGGCAACAGCAACUAUAAAUUCUACAAUCGAGUUGUUGAUGUGGUUGUCCAGGCUCUGGACCAGCGAGGUGCCCAUGCUUUACUACCCGUAGGCAAAGCUAACGAUGCUGAAGGUACCACACAAGAGGACUUCAUCGACUGGAAGGAUGAUCUCUUCGCCGCCUGCCGCGCUGAAUUGAGCUUUGAAGAAGGCGAGGCUCAGUACUUACCCACAUUGGCGGUGGAUGAAGACGAGUCAUUGGAGUUGAUAGAUCUCCAUCACGGUGUACCCGAUCCUCGCGAUGCUUCAGGAAAGGUCUCUACUCAGUGCUCGCCGGUACGCGCUGUCCCUAUAUCCAGCGCCCGCCAGCUCUUCUCGACACCGGACCGUCACUGUUUGCAUCUAGACCUAGACCUUACUUGUCAACCUGAGUUAACAUACAAAACAGACGAUCAUCUGGCCAUCUGGCCCGGUAACUCUGACGCCGAGGUCGAGCGUCUGCUACAGGUUCUGGGCCGCGCGGACCGGCGCGAGGUGCCAAUCGUAAUCCGAUCGGUAGAUGCAGCCACCAAGGUGAAGAUCCCCACGCCAACGACCCCGGCUGCGCUUUUCCGAUAUUACCUCGAGAUUGGCGCGCCUGUCAACCGCGAUCAAGCGUUUCUGCUUCGCCUUGGUCAAAACAAGGCUGCAUACGCCGACUUCCUGCGUCGCACCCAUGUCAACCUAGGUCGCCUUCUUCAGCUGGCCGUUCCCGACCAGACCUGGACGCAGCUCCCCUUGUCAUAUCGUGUCGAAACAAUGGCCUCUAUCCAGCCCCGUUAUUACUCCAUCUCCUCAAGCAGUGUCCUCUCUCCACGCAAACCCUCCAUCACUGUCCUGGUCGCUUCCAAUUCCGUCCCUGAGAAUUCCGCAAAGCUCAUUCACGGCGUCACCUCCAACUAUCUCCUCGCUUUAGCUGAGCACCGUCGCGAUGCCACAAGUGGUGCCCAUCCUCGUGGCCUUACCUACUACCUUCCCGGUCCCAGCGACGCGCUCGCGGGCGGUCAAGUUCUCGCACACCUUCGCAAAAGCAAAUUCAAGCUGCCUCGCCUAGCCAGCUCCCCGCUCAUCAUGGUCGCUGCAGGCACGGGCUUAGCCCCCUUCCGCGCCUUAAUUGCUGAGCGCCGCCAACUGCAGCAGGUCGGCCGCGACAUCGGGGAAAUGAUCCUUAUCUUCGGCUGCCGGCGCCCGGAUGAGGAUUCCAUCUAUCGCGAAGAACUGGAAGCUCUGCAGUCAACACUGGGUGACCGUCUCCGCAUCGUGACGGCUUUCUCCCGCGAAGACGUAAUCAGGCUGAUUGAGGAAGGCGCGAACGUGUAUAUUUGUGAACGGGCAGGGAUGGCUCGCGAGGUGGAAAAGACAGUUGGUCGCGCAAUGCGGAAGACGAAGGGCAGGAAUGAUGGCGAGGGGAACGAUUGGAGUAAGGCUUUUAAAAGGAAAGGGAAAUGGCAAGAGGAUGUUUGGGGCUAG